Molecule: messenger RNA, 1182 nt
Organism: Chroicocephalus ridibundus (black-headed gull)
Lineage: Eukaryota; Metazoa; Chordata; Aves; Charadriiformes; Laridae
Gene: RND1
Product: Rho family GTPase 1
Exons: 5
Coding region: 54-752 (232 amino acids)
Biological process (GO): small GTPase-mediated signal transduction
Cellular component (GO): cytosol
Molecular function (GO): GTPase activity; GTP binding; protein kinase binding
Source: RefSeq, a predicted model, not a curated record
GGGCCGGCGGGCGGGCAGGGGGGUUGGGGUGUUGCGCGGGCUGCGCCGCCGCCAUGCGGGAGCGGAGGUCGGUACCGGCCGCCCCGGCCCGCUGCAAGCUGGUGCUGGUGGGCGACGUGCAGUGCGGCAAGACGGCCAUGCUGCAGGUGCUGGCCAAAGACUGCUACCCCGAGACGUACGUGCCCACCGUGUUUGAGAACUACACGGCGUGUCUGGCCAGCGAGGAGCAGCGGGUGGAGCUGAGCCUCUGGGACACCUCCGGUUCUCCCUACUACGACAAUGUGCGCCCCCUCUGCUACAGCGACUCGGAUGCCGUCCUGCUCUGCUUCGACAUCAGCCGCCCCGAGACCCUUGACAGUGCGUCCAAGAAGUGGAAGACGGAAAUCCUGGAUUAUUGCCCCAACACACGGGUGCUGCUCAUCGGCUGCAAGACAGACCUGCGGACGGACCUGAGCACCCUAAUGGAGCUCUCUCACCAGAAGCAGGCACCCAUCUCCUAUGAGCAGGGCUGCGCGGCCGCCAGGCAGCUGGGAGCCGAGGGCUACCUGGAGUGCUCGGCCUUCACCUCGGAGAAGAGCGUCCACAGUAUCUUCCGGACCGUGUCCAGCAUCUGCCUCAGCAAAACCCCCCCGCAGCCCCCCAAGAGCCCCCCCCGCAGCCUCUCCAAGAGACUCCUGCACCUCCCCAGCCGCUCCGAGCUCAUCUCCUCCGCCUUCAAGAAGGAAAAAGCAAAAAGCUGCUCUGUCAUGUGAAGGGGGGGGGGGGCGCGACAUGAAUGCCCCCCCCCCUCCAUCCUGCUCAAAGCCCCCGGCCCCCCUGAGUCCCCAGGAUGGGGUGGGGGGUUGGAUGGGGCCCUGGAGCCCCCCCUCACGGAGGAUGGGGUGCCUGCCGCCCUCCCAUCGCACCGCUUCCCCCACCAGUCCCCAUCCUGAGGGGCGGCCCCCAUGGCGGGGGGGUCUGGGGGGGGCCUGAGGAGGGUGCUCAACAGCUGCUCCUCAGCCCCCCCAACCCUGGGGGGGCUCAUCCAUGGACUCACGCUGUUUUCCCUUCCCCCCCUGCCCCAUCCCUCAUCUGCUGCUUGGUGCUGGGGGGGCUGUUUUAUGGACCGGGGGGCGGUGGGGGAUGUCUCUGUUCCAUGGUCAGUGUUAUUAAAAAGCUUAUUUAUUAUCGGAAAUAUAAGAC